Messenger RNA from Didymodactylos carnosus, 1929 nucleotides. NCBI's taxonomy places the organism in Eukaryota, Metazoa, Rotifera, Eurotatoria, Philodinida, Philodinidae. The record is from the annotation of a GenBank genome assembly.
AUGGGAAACGAAGUUAGUUUAUUGAAAGAAAGGAAAAUAUUAUCCAUCGAAUCGAAUAAACUUCUGCUACAAUUAGCUGACGUUGUAAACACUACUGCAAUUAACAAGGAAAGCAUAACACUGAUAUGGUUCGACAAAAAUAUCAAUGUGAAUGAAGAUACUAAAGAAACUGCAAGAAGACUUCGUGAAAUAAAUGACUAUGUCGUGUGUCAUAAGCAGCUUGAGGAAUGCGUUGAAUAUAUAAAAUCUAUUCAAAAUGAAAAAAUAUUUAUCGUCACCUCGGGAGCUGGUGCUCUAGAUAUUUUACCGUUUCUUCAGAACUGUACACAAAUUGAUUCCAUAUUUAUAUUUUGUAUGAGACGGGAAAAGUACGAACAUUUACCAGAUGAAUAUCGGAAGAUAGUCAGCGUAUUCACAGAUAGAGAAGAAUUAAUCAAAUCGAUUAAAGAGAAUAUUGAGCUAGUUGAAAAACAUCUUGAAACAUUCAGUUUUUAUGAUAACAAUCAAAAAUCAACAAAAGAUUUAUCUAAGGAACAAGCAUCUUUUCUUUGGUUUCAAUUGUUUAAAGACAUUAUUAUUCAAAUGCCAAAGACAAUUGAAUCUAAACAAGAAAUGAUUAAAACAUGUAAAGAAUAUUACCAUGGAAAUGAAGUUGAACUGGAUUAUAUUGAAAAAUUCGAUAGUACAUACAAGCCGGAAGAUGCUAUCACAUGGUAUACAAAACAAUGUUUUGUUUACAAAAUGAUUAAUAAGGCAUUAAGAACCGAGGAUAUUGAACAAUUGUACAUUUUUCGAUUUUAUAUUGCCGAUCUUAGUAGUUCACUCUCACAGGAAAAGGAGAAACAAAAUUUCGAUCUUAUUCACCUUUAUCGUGGCACAAAAUUAUCAUUGGAUGAAUUGGAUAUGUUACGAAAUAAUGAAGGAAAGUUGAUGUCAAUGAACGGUUUUUUGUCAACGAGUCAAUCUCGAGAACAGGCUCUAAUUUUUGCUACAAAAUUUACCAAACGUACUGACUUAUUACAAGUUUUAUUCGAUAUUGAAGUUGAGCAAAACCAAUCAGGUUCUAUUUUUGCUGAUAUAGCUAAAUGCAGCUGUUAUCCAUAUGAAGAAGAGGUGCUGUUUGAUAUAGGAUCUGCAUUCGAGAUUCUAAUGGUAACCUACAAUGAAAGACGAAAUCUCUGGACGGUGAGUUUAAGAGCAACCAAUCAAGGCACGGAAGCGGCAAAAGAAUGGAUCAGUAUGAAUCGAAACGAAAUAAAAGCUACAUCAGUCGCAAUCAUGUUCGGUACUCUUCUUGCUGAAAUGGGCGAAUACAAUAAAUCACUAAAAUAUUUCGAAAAUCUAGCGCAGAAUCCUCAAGAAGAAAAUUUGUCUCUAAUCUACGAUAAUAUUGGUCAUGGAUAUCGACUGAAACGCGACUAUGACAAAGCACUUUGUAAUUACCAACGAGCCUAUGAUCUAUCGCUAAAUGCUCAACCAUCACGUGUCCAAGACACUAUGAGAAUAUCAAAUAACAUCGGCGUUGUUUACUACGAAAUGAAAGAAUAUAAAACGGCGCUUGAACAUUUUGAAAAAGCACUACCCGUCUUAGAAGAACAUCAUAAAAAGAAUAGACAAACGGCUCAUACUCUGAAUAAUAUUGGUCUCGUCUACAGUGAACAAGGCGACUAUGUUCGUGCCCUGGAAUAUUUAACGAAAGCUCACAGAAUGCGAGAAGCAAUGCAUAGCAAACAUCCAGAUACUGCAGCAAGUCUGAGUAAUAUUGGAAUGGUUUAUCAUUAUAAAAGAUUUUUUGAGACCGCUUUAACUUUUUAUGUGAGAGCGUUGGAAAUGUACACGGAAUUGUUACCUCAGGGACAUUUAAAUAUAAAACAAACAGAAGAAAACAUUAAAUUGACCAAAGGGCAGCUUAAUAAGAGUUCAACGUAA